AUGUCUGCUGCUAUCCCUCAGUAUACCAUGUCUGACUACGCCAAGUUCGCUUUGGCUGGUGCCAUCGGUUGUGGUGUUACCCACUCUGCCAUGGUGCCAAUCGAUGUCGUCAAGACCAGAAUCCAGUUGGAACCAACCGUCUACAACAAGGGUAUGAUCAGCUCUUUCAAGCAAAUCGUCUCCGCUGAAGGUGCCGGUGCCCUUUUGACUGGUUUCGGCCCAACUUUGCUAGGUUACUCUUUGCAAGGUUCCUUCAAGUUUGGUGGUUACGAAGUUUUCAAGAAGUUGUUCAUUGACACUUUGGGCUAUGACCAAGCUGUUAACUACAAAAACUCUAUCUACAUUGGUUCUGCCGCUAUCGCCGAAUUUUUCGCCGACAUUGCCUUGUGUCCUUUGGAAGCUACCAGAAUUAGACUUGUUUCCCAACCAAACUUCUCCAACGGUCUAGUUGGCGGUUUCUCCAGAAUUAUGAAAGAAGAGGGUCUAAGCUCUUUCUACAACGGUUUCACCCCAAUCUUGUUCAAGCAAAUUCCUUACAACAUCGCCAAGUUUUUGGUCUUCGAACGUGCUGCUGAAGUUUACUUCGGCAUGGCCGGUCCAAAGGACUCCUUGUCUGCCUCUACCACCACCGGUUUGAACUUGUUGUCCGGUUUGACCGCUGGUUUGGCUGCUGCCAUCGUCUCUCAACCUGCCGACACUUUGUUGUCCAAGGUCAACAAGACCAAGAAGGCUCCAGGUCAAUCUACCAUCGGUUUGUUAGGUCAACUAGCCAAGGAACUAGGUUUCGUUGGCUCUUUCGCCGGUCUACCUACCCGUUUGGUCAUGGUUGGUACCUUGACCUCCUUGCAAUUCGGUAUCUACGGUACUUUGAAGAAAUCUUUGGGUUGUGCUCCAGCUAUCGAAAUUGCCAGCGCCAAAUAA
Molecule: messenger RNA, 921 nt
Organism: Lachancea dasiensis
Lineage: Eukaryota; Fungi; Ascomycota; Saccharomycetes; Saccharomycetales; Saccharomycetaceae
Source: the annotation of a GenBank genome assembly